AUCGAUUCUUGAUUUUACAGAAGACAAUUCAAGAAGACGAUUUAGAAGACGGAGGAGUUCCCACCGGCGAUCUUAUACUAAUGGAUGGAAUGUACAAUUUCCAUUCGGCCGGUGAUUAUUCAGAUAAGUCGGUUCUGAUGAUGUCACCGGAGAGUCUCAUGUUUCCUUCUGAUUACCAAGCUUUACUAUGUUCCUCCGCCGGUGAAAAUCGUGUCUCUGAUGUUUUCGGAUCCGACGAGCUACUCUCAGCAGCCGCCUCCGCUUUAUCAUCGGAGGCGGCUUCGAUCGCUCCAGAGAUCCGAAGAAAUGAUGAAAACGUUUCUUUAAGUGUCAUCAAGACCAAAAUCGCUUGUCAUCCUUCGUACCCUCGCUUACUUCAAGCCUACAUCGAUUGCCAAAAGGUCGGAGCACCACCGGAGAUAGCGUGUUUGCUGGAGGAGAUUCAACGGGAGAGUGAUGUGUAUAAGCAAGAAGUUGUUCCUUCGUAUUGCUUUGGAGCUGAUCCUGAGCUUGAUGAAUUUAUGGAAACGUACUGCGAUAUAUUGGUGAAAUACAAAUCGGAUCUAGCAAGACCGUUUGACGAGGCUACGUGUUUCUUGAACAAGAUUGAGAUGCAGCUACGGAACCUAUGUACUGGUGUCGAGUCUGCCAGGGGAGUUUCUGAGGAUGGUGCAAUAUCAUCUGACGAGGAACUGAGUGGAGGUGAUCAUGAGUUAGCAGAAGAUGGUAAACAAAGAUGCGAAGACCGUGAUCUGAAGGAUAGGUUGCUACGCAAAUUUGGAAGCCGUAUAAGUUCUUUAAAGCUGGAGUUCUCAAAGAAGAAAAAGAAAGGAAAGCUACCUAGAGAAGCAAGACAAGCUCUUCUUGAUUGGUGGAAUCUCCAUUAUAAAUGGCCUUACCCUACUGAAGGUGAUAAGAUAGCUUUAGCUGAUGCAACGGGCUUAGACCAGAAACAAAUCAACAAUUGGUUUAUAAACCAAAGGAAACGUCAUUGGAAACCAUCAGAGAAUAUGCCUUUCGCUAUGAUGGAUGAUUCUAGUGGAUCAUUCUUUACCGAGGAAUGAAUUUAUUUACCGUAUUUAUUUAACGUUGAUAAAAAAAGAUGGGUGUAUUU
Molecule: messenger RNA, 1114 nt
Organism: Arabidopsis arenosa
Lineage: Eukaryota; Viridiplantae; Streptophyta; Magnoliopsida; Brassicales; Brassicaceae
Source: the annotation of a GenBank genome assembly